Cucurbita maxima (winter squash) is the source of this 2833-nucleotide messenger RNA. RefSeq names its product proline-rich receptor-like protein kinase PERK9. Bases 605 to 2623 code for a protein of 672 amino acids. Gene Ontology annotation, molecular function: protein kinase activity; ATP binding. Gene Ontology annotation, biological process: protein phosphorylation. NCBI's taxonomy places the organism in Eukaryota, Viridiplantae, Streptophyta, Magnoliopsida, Cucurbitales, Cucurbitaceae. The record is from RefSeq and is a predicted model, not a curated record. The transcript is spliced from 10 exons.
GACAAAAUCUUCAUAUAUUUUAUGUUUUGGAUUGCUAGCAAAUUGCUCUGAAAUUUUGGGACCCCACCAAGCCCUGUUCUUGGGAAAACUUUUCUUUCUUUUCGAUGAAUUCAGUUUCUGUUUCGAUCCUCAGAGAUGGAAAAGGAAUCCAUUGAUGAUACCCUCUGCGUCAACCUUUCCCUAAUAGCUCCCCCAAAUUGUCUGAUAAUCGAGCUCUUGUUCAUAGUCGAUUCUUUUUUGUAGGUUUGGUGGUGAAUUUGAUUGUUUCCAUGUUAGUUCAAAGGCUGUGAUGAUCUGAUUGUGCUUGAAUUGAAGCUGGAGAAUACUGUUUUGACUUGGCGGAGUUGUGUAAUCUAUGAUUUUGGUAUGAGGAGCUGAAACAGAGCACUGGAUGAUUCUGGUGAUUGUGAAGUUUGUUUGAUAAAAUAUCAUCGGAGUUGGAUUUGAUCGGAUUCAAUUUGAUCAUGGGGUUGUUCUGAAUUAUGAUUAUCGCGCGAAAUUUGCAGAUUCAAUGAGUUUCACCAAAAGCUGAAGUUUCCGUUUAAGUUGAUCAACCCGGAAUUUUGCUAUUUUUACGUUUAAGCUUGUUUCUGUUUUUCCGAAAAUGGCGGCUGUAUCACCGGCGCCAAAUUCAACUCCGUCGCCGGCUUCUCCCUCCACUCCAUCUCCGCCGCAACAAUCGCCUCCUCCGAAUUCUUCUGACCCAGCAACCCCCACUUCGUCUCCUCCUCCGCCGCCGCCUGGGACCGUUCCGCCGGAAACUCCAUCAGCUCCGCCCCCAUCAGCACCGGACCCUCCACCAUCAGCAACUCCCCCAGUUAGCUCCACUCCUCCAACGCCAUCUAAUCCCCCACCAAAUUUAUCUCCACCUCCUCAAACCCCUCCUCCACAAUCAUCAAAACCACCUGAAAAUUCACCGCCGGUGCCACCACCACCACCACCACAAGCAAACCCGCCGGUUAAUCCAUCACCGCCGCCACAGCCCACAAACCCACCUGAGAAAUCACCUCCUACGCCACCAUCAACACCUCCAGUAACGUCACCUCCUUCCCCAGCGUCAAUACCUCCUACAAACUCACCUCCUCCUCCCGUUGAACCCUCACCUUCAAGUCCUCCUCCCAAGUCAUCACCGCCCCCAUCUCCCCCACCUCCGCCGUUGCGUCUUUCUCCUCCAUCACCGUCUAAGCCCCCAACAUUGCCAUCAGGAAAUCGCACGGACGAUGGUUCUGGUCUUAAUGACAGAGUUAACUCGAAUUCCAACAGCAAUGGAGGAAUCAAUACAGGGGUUGUGGUCGCAAUAGGCGUAGUGGCUGGAAUUAUAAUGCUUUCCAUAAUUGGGUUUGCAGUAUGGUACAUGAGGAAGCCAAGGAAAAAUGAUACCGGGCAUGGGGGCAUUAUGCCAUCCUCUCUCAGCUCCUCUCCUAAGUCGGAAUCAUCCCUUAUGAAGGUCCAUUCCACAGUUCAUCAAAACAUCCAUGCCAGUGGCAGUGGCAGUGGCAGUGGCAGUGGCGGUGGCGGUGGCGGUGGCGGUGGCAGUGGUGGAAUAUACACUCCAAGAGAGCUUGGUGGGUUGGGCAGUUCGAGGCCAUUGUUUACAUAUGAAGAACUCUUCAAAGCAACAAAUGCCUUUUCUGCGCAGAACCUUUUGGGAGAAGGCGGGUUUGGUUCUGUUUAUAAAGGAUAUCUACCAGAUGGAAGAGAGGUUGCAGUGAAGGAGCUAAAGAUUGGUGGUGGGCAGGGCGAGCAGGAAUUCAAAGCUGAAGUUGAGAUUAUUGGCCGUGUUCACCACCGCCACUUGGUUUCUCUUGUCGGCUAUUGCAUUUCAGAGCAUCAAAGGUUGCUUGUCUAUGAUUAUGUGCCUAAUAACUCCCUCUACUACCAUCUUCAUCUUAAAGGGGAUGGUGAGCUCGUUCUGGAAUGGGCAAAACGCUAUAAGAUAGCAGCUGGUGCAGCACGGGGAAUUGCAUAUCUUCAUGAAGACUGCCAUCCUCGAAUCAUCCACCGUGAUAUCAAAUCUUCGAACAUUCUUCUAGACAAAAAUUUCGAAGCUCGGGUUUCAGACUUUGGGCUUGCUAAGUUAGCUCUGGAUGAACAAACUCAUAUAACUACCCGUGUUGUGGGAACUUUUGGAUAUGUUGCCCCUGAAUAUGCAUCGAGCGGAAAGUUAACUGAGCGAUCAGAUGUAUAUUCUUUCGGAGUUGUACUUCUCGAGCUGAUUACGGGUCGGAAGGCUGUGGACUCGUCCCAACCAAUGGGGGAUGAGAGCCUUGUUGAAUGGGCUCGGCCUUUACUAAACCACGCACUCAACAACAGCCAAGACUCCAAAAACUUGGUGGAUCCUAGGCUUGAAAGGAACUAUAUAGAGAGUGAAAUGUUGAGGAUGAUAGGAAUAGCUGCUGCUUGCGUGCGCCAUGCAUCUGCCAAGAGACCACACAUGGGACAGGUUGUUAGAGCUUUUGAUAGUUUAGGCACUGCAGAUUUAAGCAAUGGAAUGAGAUUUGGGGAGAGUCAAGCUUUCGACUCCGGUCAACAAUCUGCCGAGCUUAGAUUUUUCCGAAUGCUGGCGUUCGGUAACCAAGAUUACAGUUCAGAAUUCUAUAGCCAAGGUAGCUCAAAUGCCUGAUUGAAGAGGAGAUUUUGUAGAUAUGAUAUAGAGUGGGGAAAUAUGUUGCUUUUUUCCAGGAAGGCUUUUUUCCAUGCCCACUGGAACUCAGGUUGAUACCAAGAGCACCUUCUUCAUGUUCAUGUAAGUAGUACAGAUGAAUGAACAAUCCCCCAAUUCAUGCUCAAUAGAGAUGCCAUUAUUCAUACAUAAAUCAUAUUACUUAAUAUA